AUGACACAGCUGUUCCGGUUCAUCGGUGCCGCUUUCCCGAAUUUCGACGCAGCAACUAAAGCUUCUGGAUUCACCAUCGUCGCUGCCUUUACAUAUGCAGGAUAUAUGAUUCCCAAGCCCGACAUGCACCCUUGGUUCGUUUGGUUCUUCUGGAUCGACCCUAUAGCCUACGCGUUCGAAGCAUUGCUCGCGAACGAGUUCCACGACCAAGUGAUUCCUUCUGUGGGCCCAUUCCUGGUUCCAAAUGGCGAAGGAUAUAGCCCCGAAACAGGAGGCGGACAAGUAUGCACCGGCGUCCGUGGUGCGCCUCCUGGAGCAACCAGCGUUACUGGUGACCAAUACCUAGCUUCUAUGUCCUUAAGCCAUAGUAACCUUUGGCGCAACUUUAGCAUUCUCUGCGCCUAG
Messenger RNA from Penicillium hordei, 405 nucleotides. RefSeq lists its product as uncharacterized. Gene Ontology annotation, molecular function: ATP binding; ABC-type transporter activity. The coding region runs from base 1 to 405 and encodes 134 amino acids. NCBI's taxonomy places the organism in Eukaryota, Fungi, Ascomycota, Eurotiomycetes, Eurotiales, Aspergillaceae. The record is from RefSeq and is a predicted model, not a curated record. The transcript has a single exon. Gene Ontology annotation, biological process: transmembrane transport. Gene Ontology annotation, cellular component: membrane.